GACGGCAGCUCCUCUCGUAUUAUGGAUAAUUUUUCUAAUAUUGUUCUUAAUUGCUAACGCGCACUCACGCGGCCCGCGGAGACUAGGAUACUUUUCGUAGGACUAUCCUCAGUAGACGGCGCGAGAACCUUGCUGCCAUGCCAAUCCAUAUAUCCCAUUCGUGCAGAACGCGGAGGGAGGAGGACGAGGAGGGGUUAGAUAAGAGACCUGAGGAACCAUACUUAAUAAUAAUAGGCUGUGUGAUCCCUGACUCCUGAACCGUCAACCUAACAAUAGGGCGUGAGAGUGAGAGUGGAUUAACCUGAUGCCGAUCCGUCUAAAAAGUAUAAAAAAUUUCAUCCCAAGAAAUAAAGUCUAGAACGAGCUGGCGGGGCGGAAACCGAGCAAUACCCGCUUUUGUUGCCACUGGUCGGUAUUUUACUCGCCCGUUACGGCGAAAUACAUCGGCGGCGGGAUUGGUUCCAUACGAGUUUUCUGCCCUUUUUUUGUUCUUUGAAGCUUGACUUUUCUGAGCUGCUAUACUCAGUUUUGACAGCAUAUAUAUCACCCAGGUUGCCUUCCUCGAGUUAUCGACGUUCUUCUUUCAGUGGUCGGGAUAUUGAACUGAGACUCAAAGUAUUAUCGGGUUGAACCCUGUUUGGUUGGUAUAGAAUACCUGGGCAAGCUUCCAAUGACGAAUUUGGGGACGAAAUCGGAACUAUAAGAAGAGAAUCAGAAGAAGCAACGAGAAUAUACGCCAGAAGUGAGGUUGGAUUGAAGAGGCAGCAGUCAGUCAAGUCACUCUUUUUAGUUUUGUCUGGCUGCUGCUUGCUUUGCUUUGCUUUGCUUUGCUUGCUCUGCUUGGGCAUAAUACUUCAUUCACUCUCCGCUUCAUCCGCGCCGUCAUUCCUACCCACUCUAGCUUUUUGCAAUAUCUCUGGUGCAUUGGCAAUCACUACCCGUAACUACAUAGGCCAGCCGUCACCAUGCCAGGAAGGCUCAUCUCCAGCUUUGUGCGGUCGUCGUCCGGGUUCCCGACGUCCGCUUCCUCCUAUCUACUUCCCGAGCGCAGCGAUCACGAUACUAUCAGAUCUACCUCAUCGUCAUCUUCCCAAAGGAGCACAGCCUCCAUAACAGAUAGUCCAGAGCGUCGUCUUUCGUUCUCAAUGGACCAUUUGAUCCACCCGUAUCGCCAUUGGGGACAUCAGGAGAAGAGGCGGAAUUUGAUCCAUUUGCGCUCUGGGGAUAAAUCAUCGGAUAACCGCUUACCUCCCGCCAACUUGGAUAUUACCAUCGAGUCCCCCCCAUUGGUUCUAUACGGUCCCCCCAGUCGCUCUACUGGCGCAUUGAUGUCAGGUCGUCUUUUGCUCUCAGUCUCGGAUGUACCAGGCCAAAUCACCCUUAAGGCACUGCGGAUGUGUUUGACCCGAAAAGUCUCUACGAAAAAACCCGUUUCGAGAGAUUGUUCAGCUUGCAAAUAUCAAACUGAGGAGUUGACCAGCUGGGAAUUCUUGACAGAGCCUGCCCACCUCAAAAGCGGCAUUCAUGAUUAUCCAUUUAGCUACUUGUUUGCUGGCAACUUGCAACCAACAACCCAAGGGUCACUAGGUGCGGUUUCAUAUAACUUAACUGCAUGCGCCGUGACUACAUCUGGGAAGGAACUCUGUCUCAACAGACCCAUCAAAAUAAAGCGAGCGGUCAUGCCUGGACCCGAUAAAUAUUCAAUGCGAAUCUUUCCUCCAACCAACCUCGUGGGACGGGCUACCCUACCAUCCGUAGUUCACCCAAUUGGAAAUUUCCCCAUUCAGUUAACCCUCUGUGGCGUUGUGGAGAGAAAGGAAGGGGGCCGCAUUAGAUGGCGUUUACGGAAGACAAUGUGGCGGAUCGAAGAGCAUCAGAGUAUCAUCUCCCAUGUUUGCCCUAAACACCUUCACAAAGUGACUGAGGGAAAAGGAAUUUUACACCAAUCGACACGUAUAAUCGGUCAUGGUGAGCAGAGAUCCGGAUGGAAGAGCGAUUUCGAUACUGUUGGUGGGGAAAUACACAUCGAGUUCGAAGCCAACAUCAGACCAGGCGCGAACCCGUUAUGUCACCUUUCGCCUACCCCUGAGGGAGGUUUGGAGGUCAGACACGAUCUUGUUAUGGAGCAAAUUGUUUCAGAGGAAUAUUGCCCUGAAAACAACGCCAAAUUCCUCACCCCAACUGGCGCAGCCCGAGUCUUGCGUAUGGUGUUUCCACUGCAUGUCACAGAACGUGGUGGCUUGGGAAUAAGUUGGGAUGAGGAGAUGCCACCCGUGUAUGAUGAUGUCCCUGACAGUCCACCAGGGUAUGUCAUGCCCGAUAGAGCCUCCAGUAGCAUAGAAGACUACACUGGCUCACCCCUUCCUCUACCGGAUUACGAGGAGCUUGAGCAAAUGAAUGCUUUCGAUGACUCUCCACACCAUCAAGGGAACUCCAGUGAAGCCUCCCAACAAGCCCCACAGCGGGAAUCGGGGCACCGUCUAACGGUAGAUGAUCUGGAAACAGAGCCGCAAUUGAACACGCCAACACAAGAUUCCCGUCACUCUCACUCGUCGGCCGCUGAUAUCGCUGAAGGUCUGUUGCAGUGAUGGCAAAAAUAUUCCCGCAUCGGUAUUUUGCCUCAUGGUUGGCGCUUUUUACUGAUUUCGCCUGACCUUUUAACAUUCGAACGUUCAAAUGUUUGCCCUUACCCAUAUCAACCUAAAUAUUCCACUUUUCUUUCGCCUAGCGCCCGUUAUUAUGUCCCCUUUCUCGAGCACCCUGCUGAGAAAAACGCGUUACGAUUCUCAUAAGUGGUUUUUAUUCGAGUACUUCUUCAUGAUAUGUUUCACGCGUAUCACUAAUGCCUCUAUUUUAUCUUAAUUUUCCUCGCUGAGUAUUAUUCUCUGAUUACUUGUUUUAAAACAAAAGUUAAACAGCAUUGGAGUUGGACAUAUGGGAUCUGUACGGUUAUUAAUUUCUUUUCAUCUUUCUUUUCUCCGAUGGUUACUUGCUCCUCGAUUCCGUUUAAUGAUUGUCCUUGGAAAUAGUUUGUUACUAGAGUCGUUUAUUUGAUAUCUAUUCACCUGAUUCCCCAUACGUUUUCCGAAUAGUUUCAAUGUUUAUUGUUAGUUUUACGUUUAUUACUAUGUUCUCCUUUGUGUCCCUUGGUACCGUCUGGUUCCCCUUAUUUAUCUUUGGUUCUGUAUGACCUGGCCGACAGUAAUGGGGAAAUGGAUCGAAAGCAUGAGUUGGGAAGCAAAGAAACGAAGCAGUUACUCGGAUUUGGAAAAUUACUCGGAUUUGGAAAAUCGUUGUGUAGUUAAAUAGUUAUUUCCCGUGGAGGAUGAAAGCAAGUUAGGAAUUAAAUCAUAUUAAAGAAAUCUUCAGAUA
Blastomyces dermatitidis ER-3 is the source of this 3372-nucleotide messenger RNA. RefSeq names its product arrestin domain-containing protein. The coding region runs from base 966 to 2588 and encodes 540 amino acids. Gene Ontology annotation, biological process: ubiquitin-dependent endocytosis. The record is from RefSeq and is a predicted model, not a curated record. The transcript has a single exon. Gene Ontology annotation, cellular component: plasma membrane; cytosol; cytoplasm. Gene Ontology annotation, molecular function: ubiquitin protein ligase binding; protein-macromolecule adaptor activity. NCBI's taxonomy places the organism in Eukaryota, Fungi, Ascomycota, Eurotiomycetes, Onygenales, Ajellomycetaceae.